GUGCUUUGCCGCGCUCAGGAUGCUCCUACUGCCGAGCCUGCAGAUGAGCCAGGUGCAGCUGUUGAACAAAGCGAUGACGACGUCGAUCACGGUGUGAUUAACGACAUACCGCGUGAUGCGUACAUCCUGUCAACGCAAGACAUCGAUGCCCACGAGGCAUCUUUUGACUGUGGAGCCCGUGUGCCUUCCAUCAUGCAGGACACCGGGGUCAGCUCCAUGGCAAGGUCUGGAAAAGCUGCGAGCUUCCAGGAGAGCUCCAGCACGGUCCCAGCUCGUCUCGAGAGUGUGGCUUCUGAGCAGGGUCAUGCGAAUGGCUUCCAGGCCGGUAUGGAUCAGCCCAGCGCGGGCUGCGACGAUACGCAGAUUUAUGUCCUGCCGCCUAGCUGCGGUACAGGAGCCGAAGGACUACAGACCUUGGCCUACACGUCCCAUGCCGUCGCCCUGGAGGUGUUGAGCUCACCAGCGCUCAAUGCAGAGACACUUCCGUACGAGGCCCAGGAGCCCUCCAGCCCGCUACACGCGGCCGUCGUGGGCGCUGAAACCUUGGAGUACGCGGUGCCAACUCCUCCGAGGGAGACUGUUGGAAAGAAAGCAGCUUUCGUGGAGACAUUGCCGUACGGUCUGCCUGAGGAGCUUCACCCUUCGUUCAUCGAAGUCCCCGGGGUUCCGCAGCCAGUUGCCACACCGGUCCGCAAGCGCUCUCAAGGCGGAGCAGCUUCCCCUUGCUUGCUUCAAGAGGCCCGCCUGCAGGAAGGCGCUGUGCCCACUGGAGAGACAGGCCGCUCCGCACCGCCCAGCAAAGCUCGACGACGGGCCGGCCAAAGUGCUGAAGAGGACUCCAAGUGGCUGGUGCCUGUGAAGCGGCGGCGAGUCGGCCAGCCUUCCCGCGAAGCAUCCCAUGUCUCGCCAAAAGCACCCAAGCUCGCAGAAGGCCGAGCGCAGGCGGGCGUAGCUCCCGUGCUUCGGCGAGCGCAGGAAGCACAGAAGGAGCCGAAGGACAAGCGAACUUCAAGGCCGGCAGGCAGCUCUCCCUGCAGAUCUUCAAAGAUGGCAAGGAGGCGUAUGCCCUCGACCGUCAUCACCAGCCAAUGGCCUGAGACCAGGCAGUCUUCGCUUAGCGAAUUCUGGUCGCGAGCUUCAAGCGUUCCAAGGUCCCAAGUGACAGUGGAAACCAUCGACUGCAGCUGA
Messenger RNA from Symbiodinium pilosum, 1188 nucleotides. NCBI's taxonomy places the organism in Eukaryota, Dinophyceae, Suessiales, Symbiodiniaceae. The record is from the annotation of a GenBank genome assembly.